AUGGCCUCCCUGCUGUCGGUCCAGGAGGAGAACCGCAUCCUGCAGCAGGAGCUUUCCCGGGUGGAGGACCUGCUGGCCCAGAGCCGGGCCGAGCGCGACGAACUGGCCAUCAAGUACAACGCCAUCAGCGAGAGGCUGGAGCAGACGCUGCACCUGGAGACCGGCGAGCGCGAGCGGGAGGCCUUGGAAAACAAGAGCCUGGCCCAGCAGAACAUUGACCUGCGCCGGCGGCUGGAUGAGGAGCAGGCAGCCUACAAGCGGAAGCUCCAGGCCUACCAAGAGGGGCAGCAGCGCCAGGCCCAGCUGGUGCAGAAGCUGCAGGCCAAGGUUCUCCAGUAUAAGAAAAAGUGUGGGGAGCAGGAGCAGCAGUUGCUGGAGAAAUCCACAGAGCUGGAGCAGCAGCAGCUGGUGAGCCACUUGGACCUGACUGAGUCCCGCCUGCGCUGCGAUGAGGAGCACAGCAAUGACCUGGAGAACGCCCUCAUCCGGCUGGAGGAAGAGCAGCAACGGAGCGCCAGCCUCGCCCAGGUCAAUGCCAUGCUGAGGGAGCAGCUGGACCAGGCCAAUACGGCCAACCAAGCUCUGAGUGAGGACAUCCGGAAGUUGACGACAGACUGGACGAAAGCCCGGGACGAGCUGGAGCAGCGUGAGGCAGAGUGGAGGCGGGAGGAGGAGUCGUUCAACAGCUACUUUAGCCAUGAGCACAGCCGCCUGCUCACCCUCUGGCGGCAAGUGAUGGGCUUCCGGAGGCAUGUCAGCGAAAUGAAGACCCUGACGGAGAGGGACCUCUCUGAGCUGAGGCAUGAGCUCUCCCAGUCGGGCCGCAUGGCACACGCCGCCUGCCUCAACCUGAGCAGCAACCUGCGGCUGUCAGAAAGCAGUGCCUGCGCGGCCCUGGAGAAGCAGGAGCGGUUAACGGCCCAACUGGAGGAGCAACUGAAGGACAAAGUCCAUGACAUGAUUCAGCUGCAGGUCCGGUGCGACCUGGAGAAGGCCGAACUGAGCAGCAGGAUUGGGGAGCUCACAUCCAAUUUGGAGCGCAUGAAGGACCAGAACUCGGAGAAGGCUCACACCAUUGAGAUGCUGACCCAGAAGCUGGAGACCUUGGAAGCCUCUCGUGCUCUGGAACAGGCGGCGGCCGAGGCAGAGGAGGUUGAGGCCCUGCGGACAGAGUCUGAGAUGCUUCAGCAGACGCUCCGUGACCUUGCCCAGGCUGUGAUCUCUGACGCAGACAGUGCCAUCCACCUCCUGUCCACAGAGGCCUCAGACAGCGAGGCCACUGGUCUCAGCCUGCGGGGCUUGUCCUCCAGCCUUCGGACACCCUCGCCACUGCGACGCUCUUCCCCUCGACGCAGCUCAUCCCCCCGGCGCUGCCUCUCCCCAGUCUUCCCGGCAGACUCUGUGCUGGUGGUGGUGCAGUCAGCUCUGCAUAAGCGACAGCUGCAGCUUCAGGAUCUCCAAGGGAAAUACGAGGCUGCCCAAAAUCUGCUCUCAUCCCUGAAGAGGCAACUGGCAGAUAGCGACAGUGAACGGUGGUCCCUCGAGCGGAAGAUCCAGCAGCUGAUGGACGACCUGGAAGGCCUGGGCCAGGCCAAGGAGGAGGCUGGCCAUGAGGCCUGCCGGCUGCGCUCCUUAGCAGAGCUUCUGGGCAGUGAGAAGGCCUCUCUGGAGAGGAACCUGCAAGCCACACAAGAGAAACUGGGGGGUCUGCACCAGGAGAAUGAGCGGCUGCAGGUGGUUAACAGCGAUCUUCAGCGCCAGCGCCAGGCCCUCGAGGAGGAGAAGGAGGACCUCUUGAAGGAGCAGGAGAGAGCCCAGAAGGAGGUGGAACACAGUCACAGACAUCUCGAGCAACUGGAGGGCAAGAGGUCCAGCCUCAAGAAGGAGCUUGUGCUGGUGAAGGAGGCCCUGAGCCAGGCUGUCCUGGAGAAGGAGGUCUUGGAGAAUGAGAAGGCUGAGGUGGCAGGAGCCCUGGCCAAGGCAGAGGCAAACCGGAAUGAGCUUCAACUGGCUCUGAGCCGGCUGACAGCUGAGGAGGCCUCGAUGCACGACUCCCUCACCAAGAUGAGCGCCCUCAAUGAGGGGCUGGCACAAGACAAGACAGAGCUCAACCGGAUCAUUGUCCAGCUGGAAGAGGAGAAGGCCGCCCUCCUGGGGAAGAAGGAGGAGGCAGAGCAGGAGAAGGCCACUAUCCGCGCUGAACUGGUGCGGCUGGAGCAGGAGAAGCUGGACCUGGCCACAGAGCGCCAGGGGCUGGGCCACUCCCUGCAGGCUGUGGAGCAGAGCCGGGAGGCGCUGGGCCAGGAGCUGGUGGCACUGCAGAAGGAACGGGAACAGCUCCAGGAGCAGCUGGGGCAGGCGUCCCGCCAGAGGAGCACAGCCACUCAGGAGCUGGGCCAGGUGCGCCGGGAGCUGGAGCGCCAUAGUGAGGCCAUGCUGCGCAUGGGCAAGGAAAAGGAGGCGCUGAUGAAGGAGAAGGCCAGCCUGGUGGUGCAGCUGGCAGCCUCAGAGCGGGAGAACCGAGGCUUGGCAGAGGAGAUGGCUGGUCUCAGGUCUGAGAAGGACACCCUGGAGACAACCUUCUUUGAGAUCCAGCAACAUCUGGCCCAGCUGGACUCCCGGAAGGAGCAGCUGGAAGGCGACAGCCAGGCCCUGCUUCUGGCCAAGGAGACUUUGCAAGUGGAGCUGGUGAGCCUCCGUAAGCAAAUGGAGGCCGAAGUCAGCCGGCUGGAGCAGGAGAAGGCGCUUGCAGCCCAGAGGGCCAUGCAAUUGGAGCAGGAGGCCCAGGCCACACUGAGGAGCGCCCAGGUGGCUCACAAGGAGGAACUGGAUCGUCUCCAGAGAGACAAAGAGUCGCUGUGCCUGGAACUGGAGGCCGAGCGGGAAGAACUGCUGCGCCGCCUGCAGCAGGAGCGAGAGGAGCUACAGGGACGCCAUGAGGCGGAGAAGGAGGAGCUGGGCGAGGAGAUGGCAGCCCUCCAGCAGGAGCGGGACGAGGGGCUCCUCCUGGCAGAGAGCGAGAAGCAGCAGGCACUGUUCCUCAAGGAGUCGGAGAAGGCUGUCCUUUUGGAGAAGCUUUCAGCCGCCCAGCAGAGCCUGGCCAGCUUCACCUUGGAGAUGGAGAGACAGAGGCGGGAGGCUCAGAGCCGGCAGGAGCAAGAGCGGAGCACCAUCAGUGGCUUGAACUCGGAGCUGCGGAGCAUCCGUGCCCAGUUUGAGGAAGCCAUUGUCACCCAUGAGAGGGAAGUGAAGGUGCUCCAUGAACAGGCCAGGGAGCUGACCAAGCAGCGGGAGGCCGCCCUCCGUGAGGUGGAGGAGCUGAAGCUGCAGCUGCGCGUGGGAGAGGAUGCCCGCGAUGCCACCCGCCGGGAGCUGCAGGAUGCCCAGCGCAGGCUGCGGGAGGCCCAAGUGGCCCAGGAGGCCCAGCGCAAGGAGGCUGCGGACCUCCGGAGGAGCCUGAGCGACGAGGGCCGGGAGAAAGAGACCCUGCAAAGGUCCAACAUGGAGCUGCGUGACGCCCUGAAACGAGCCGAGAGUGAUCGCAUCAGUUUGAAGCGAAGCAACGAGGAAAAGGAGCAGAAGCUGGCCAUCUUGGAUGAAGCCCGGGCAGCCGUAGGCAAAGAGGCUGCAGAUAUACGCAGCAACCUCCAAGAUGUGGAGCGGUCGCGGCUGGAAGCACGCCGGGAGCUGCAGGAGCUGCGGAGACAGGUCAAGAUGCUGGACAGCGAGAAUGCAAAGAAGAGUAAGGAGGUGGUGGAGCUGCAGGCCCGGGUAUCCCUGGAUGAGCAGCGGGAGGAGGAGAGCCGGCGAGAGUCCUUUGGCCUCAAGCAGAAGAUUGUGGAGAGUGAAGCCGGGCGGGAAUCAGCCAGGAAGGAGCUCCAAAGCCUGCAGCGCCGGCUCUCUGACUUGGAGUGCGACUUCCGCCUGAGGGAGAGGGAGCUGCUGGGCAGCCUGGAGGAGGCCAAAGGAAAUGAGAAGAAGCUGCUGGACGACGUCCACAACCUGGAGCUGAAGCGUGAGGCGGCGGUGGCUGCAGCAGGCGAGCUGAGCCUGCGCCUGAGCGGGGCCGAGGGGCGCGUGCAGGGUCUGGAAGCUGAGCUGGCCCGCCUGGAGGGCCUGAAGCACCAAGUGGAGCUCCGGUUGGGUGGCCUUCACUCAGCCCUCCGGCGCACCCUGGGCCUCGGCCGCAUGGGGCGGCCGCCCAGCCCAGCUGUCAGGGGCCACUGCAGUGGCAGCAUCUCCUCCCGGAGGCUCUUUCACCCCAUCCCAAAAGGGGAGGCGACAGCAGAGGAGGAAGAGAGGGAGCCCAGCCGCCCCAGCUCCCAGCCCCUCUCACCAGAGCGCGCCCUCUCCCCCGGCCGGAGUGAGCAGCUGGUGGCCGACAUUGACCCAGAGGCUGUGCGGACCGCCCUCCGGGACUUCCUGCAGGAGCUGAGGGAUGCGCAGCGAGAGCGGGAUGAAGCCCGUUCCCAGCUGGGAGUCUUGAACCACCAACUGGCCGAAAUGGAGGCUGAGCGAGACAUGGCUGGCGCCCGGGUGCAGCAACUGCAAAAGCAGCUGGCCGAGUGCGAGGAAGGAAGGCGCAGCCUUGAUGGGAAGCUGAGUGGGGCCCAGGCUGCCCUGGCCAUGCAGGAGGAGGGCAGGAGCCAGGGUGAGAGGGAGCGCAAGGCCCUGGCAGAGAAGGUGGCAUUGCUGGAGCGGGGCCUGCAGGCGGCGGAGAGUGAGCACAAGGCCAGCCUGGAGAAGAUUGGUACCAUGAAGACCAAUGAGGCCCGGCUGGAGGCGGACAAACGGCGGCUGAAGGAGGUCUUGGAUGCCUCCGAAAGCCGAGGGACCAAACUGGAGCUGCUUCGGCGGUCACUGGAGGGAGAGCUGCAACGGGCCAAGCUGGUGCUGAGCGAUCGCGAGACAGAGGUCCAGGUACUGCGUGACCGCACUGAGCUCCUGCAGAGACAGGUGUCAGAGAGUGAGGGGAAGGCCAGCGCCCUGCAGCUCUCACUGGACCGCACCAACCUCUCACUCACGAAGGCUGUGGAGGCAGAGGGAUCCCUGAAGGAGAAGGUCCAGGGGCUCAGUGCCUCCCUCUCAGAGAGCCACGGUGCCACCAGCUCAGCCCAGGAGAAGGUUCUCCAGCUGCAAAAGGCCCUGAUGGCCAGCGAGCGCGACCGGAGGGUCUUGCAGGAGCGGCUGGACAUGGCCCGCCAGGCUGCCUCAGAGGCCAAGAAACAGAACGGGGGGCUCUCUGAGCACCUCCAGGCCCUGAAGAGGGAGCUGGCCGAGCGGGAGCUGCAGAAGGAGGAGUUGGAGGGGCUGGUGAGGCAGCGGGAGGAGCUGCUGCGCCAGCGCCAGGAGGGUAAAGCAGUGGCCCAGAGGAGUUUGCAGCGGGCACAAGAGGACCGGCGCCUCCUCCAGGAGCGGUUGGGGAGGCUGCAGCAGAUCCAGGCCCAGGCGGAGAGUGAGAAGCGUGAGGCUGAGCGCUCUUCCCUACGCUUGGAGAAAGACCGGGAGGCCCUCAGGAAGACCCUCGAUAAGGUGGAGCGAGAGAAGCUGAAGAGCCACGAAGACUUUGUGCGGCUGACACUGGAGAAAGAGCACCUUGAGCGGUCUCUGGCGGCUGUGGAGCAGGAGCUGGUGGAGGCGCAACGGCGGAUCCAGGUGCUGGAGGCACAGGUGGCAGAGGUGCCUACCCGGCCCAGGCAGGAUCUCCAGGGCGAGGCAGAGCACCAGCGCAGCUCCCAGCAUCAGGCAGAGCAGACUUUGGAGGGCCGCGAGCGAAUCCACCGGCAAUGGGUCCGAGGCCUGGAGGAGCAGGCCUCUAUGCUGAAGGAGCAGCUGCAGACAGGGGGCCAGAAGGACUACUUCCCUCCCUCCUCCGCCAUCCUCUCAGGGGACUAGGUGCUUCAAAUGCAGCCAUACACCAGCAUGGAGUUGCAACUUUCAGCCUGGGUCAGGGACAAGCAGGAGGGCAAAAGUGUGUGUGUAUGGGGCCGGAGGGGGGGGGUGUUAGGCCUUUUUUGUGACAAUCAAAAUCAAUUUUGGCGCUCAUUUUCUUCAGACAGAAAAUGGCACACAGAGGGAAAGGGGGCAGCUUCCAGCAGAACCUCCUGGAGUCCUCCUUUGGGCCGAGGAAGGGGCUGCAGCAGCCUCCCCUGCCUCCAGAAAAUCUCUAGCCAUACAUUGGGAAAUGGAGCUGUGCUUUGGUCUCUGUCUCUCAGCUGAGGGGCUGGAAGAUCGCCCCAGCUGCCUCUCAGGUUCCCUCUUUUCACUGAUCUCUUCUUAUUAAAUGUGACCAAGAUGUAUAUUUUUAAAAAGCAGUAUGUAGACACUAACGCCAUGCACCUAUGCGUGCGCAUGUGUGUGUACAUAUAUAUUUUCUUUGUUUGUUAAUGUACCAAUUAAUCAAGAAAAGUAGAAAGCUAUUUUUAUACUGAUGAUGCUGUAGUUGUGGCUAAACCAGGGGACAGUCCAGAAUAAAGGCUGGCUCUUGUAUUACUA
Molecule: messenger RNA, 6495 nt
Organism: Sceloporus undulatus (fence lizard)
Lineage: Eukaryota; Metazoa; Chordata; Lepidosauria; Squamata; Phrynosomatidae
Gene: CROCC
Product: ciliary rootlet coiled-coil, rootletin
Exons: 35
Coding region: 1-5895 (1964 amino acids)
Biological process (GO): centrosome cycle
Source: RefSeq, a predicted model, not a curated record